Messenger RNA from Symbiodinium pilosum, 952 nucleotides. NCBI's taxonomy places the organism in Eukaryota, Dinophyceae, Suessiales, Symbiodiniaceae. The record is from the annotation of a GenBank genome assembly.
GACGCAGUUCUCGCAGCCAGCCAUCUUUACCAUAGAGUAUGCCCUGGCCCAGCUGUGGCGCUCACGGGGUUUGGAGCCGUGUGCUGUGUUGGGCCAUAGUGUGGGAGAGUAUGCCGCUGCCGUGGUAGCUGGAGUGCUGCCGUUGGACGAUGGCUUGCGCCUGAUUGCCGCCCGCGGACGGCUGAUUGCCGAGAAGUGCGAGGCCAACGUCGGCACAAUGUCUGCGCUCUUCGCGCCCGAGCAGGCUGUGAAGCAGGCCAUUGAGAAGUCUGGCGUCAGCACAGAUAACGUGGCAAUCGCAGCUGUGAAUGGUCCUAAGAUGACAGUCAUCAGCGGCCGCAAGGAGGCUGUAGACAAGGUGGCAGAAGCAGCAGGUGUGACCAGCCGGCCCUUGACGGUCUCCCACGCCUUUCACUCACCGCUGAUGUCGCCCAUGCUCGACGACUUCCGCGCAGAAGUGUCCAAGGCGCCUCUGGGUGGCCUGCUCAAGGUUCCCUUCUUCUCCACACUGCUGGGCAAGGAGGUGAGUGCCGAGGAUCUAGCAAAGGCAGAUUACUGGGUGGAUCACGUGAAGUACGCCGUGCGGUUCACCGCUGGCAUGGAAGCGCUCGAGGCUGCCGCUGCACCUGCGGUCUUCCUCGAGAUAGGCUCGACGCCAACGCUCAUUGGCAUGGCUCGCCGGUUCCUGACAAGGAAAGAAGCACGCUUCCUUGCAAGCCUCGAUGCGAAGGCUACACCUGAUGAGCGUGAUGCUGUCAAGAAGGCCGGAGUUAUCUCCGCCAAGCAACUUGAAGCUAUCCGCCUGCACUGUCCUGCCCGAGGCCGCGGAAGCCAUGAACCUCUCGGCUGUAGCAACAAAAAGUUCUGCUGUUGUCUUGGAUCGUCAGGCUGGUACAACAUGCACUUGCUUCUGCGUGCUGAUGGCAGUCUCACGUUGGUGUAUUACGUGUAG